AUGCAAACAAGUUCAACUUCAGGUUUAACGACAGUAGCUAGUGCAGCGACUGCAGCUGCAAGUGGUGGUAGUGGUACUGCUGCUACAGCAUCAGUGGUCGGUACAACAGCAACAACAACUUCAAGUCUAUUGUCAUAUCUAAACCCAUUUGCAUAUACGAGUAAUACACUAUUUUAUACAUUCUCUUUGAUCAAGUUUGGAUUCACAUUCUACAUGUUUUACAAGGGCAAGCUACCUGUUUGGUUUGCUCGGUAUUUUGGUAGACUGGUGCACUUUGCGACACUGCCUAUCAUUGUGACGUUACAAUAUGUCGGUUUGCGAGGUCACUUGAUUGACCGUGUCGACGAUCACGUCUGGAUUGGAUCGGCACCGAUGCCAUGGGACGUACCAUUGCUCAAACAAAACCGUAUCGAAGCUGUCGUCAAUAUGUGCGAUGAAUACUAUGGCCCGCUAUCAGUCUAUGAAAAGUUGGGUAUUCGAUCGAUCCGAUUUGACGUUGUCGAUCAUUACGAGCCAUCGGUGGGAGAGAUUGCAUCGGCCAUCCAGUUUAUCGAACAAGCCGUACAAAACAACCAAAACGUCUUGGUACAUUGCAAAGCAGGUCGUGGAAGGAGUGCUGCUGUCUUGAUAUGUUGGAUUGCCUACAGCAAGAACAUGUCACUCGACCACGCACAAAAAUACCUUCAAGAUCAUCGUCCACGUGUUCGUAAAACACUCUAUCGUCAAAAGAAUGUACUUGCUUUCUAUUCAAAAUAUUGUUGUUCAUCAAAUGCAAGAGAUAGUUUAAAUACUGACCUAUAA
Cavenderia fasciculata is the source of this 801-nucleotide messenger RNA. It is a transcript of the gene plip, whose product is annotated as phosphatidylinositol phosphatase. NCBI's taxonomy places the organism in Eukaryota, Evosea, Eumycetozoa, Acytosteliales, Cavenderiaceae. Bases 1 to 801 code for a protein of 266 amino acids. Gene Ontology annotation, biological process: protein dephosphorylation. The record is from RefSeq and is a predicted model, not a curated record. Gene Ontology annotation, molecular function: protein tyrosine/serine/threonine phosphatase activity; phosphatidylinositol-4,5-bisphosphate 5-phosphatase activity. The transcript has a single exon.